Messenger RNA from Manis pentadactyla (Chinese pangolin), 1539 nucleotides. RefSeq names its product Jun dimerization protein 2 (gene JDP2). NCBI's taxonomy places the organism in Eukaryota, Metazoa, Chordata, Mammalia, Pholidota, Manidae. Gene Ontology annotation, biological process: regulation of transcription by RNA polymerase II. Gene Ontology annotation, cellular component: nucleus. Gene Ontology annotation, molecular function: RNA polymerase II cis-regulatory region sequence-specific DNA binding; DNA-binding transcription factor activity, RNA polymerase II-specific. The record is from RefSeq and is a predicted model, not a curated record. The transcript has 4 exons. The coding region runs from base 261 to 752 and encodes 163 amino acids.
CGUCCCGCCGCCCGCCACAGCCUGCGGGAGGGACGCUCGGCGGCCGCGACGGGGGGCGCUGGCGGCGGCGGACGCUGCAGCGGCGGCGGGGCUGGCGCCGCGGCGGCUCCCGGGCCGGGACGGGCCUGGGCACCGGGCGGAGCUCGGCGGCCGGGCGGCAGCGGCGCUGAGUGGGCACGGCGCCUGCAGCCGAGCCCCGGCCCCGGGGGCGCCGCCUCCGCCCGCGGCUUCUGCACGGCUGGAUUGCUACUCCUCCUGCUAUGAUGCCUGGGCAGAUCCCAGACCCUUCCGUGACUGCCGGCUCUCUGCCAGGGCUUGGCCCCCUGACUGGACUCCCUGGCUCGGCUCUGACUGCGGAGGAGCUGAAAUACGCCGACAUCCGCAACAUCGGGGCCAUGAUUGCUCCUUUGCACUUCCUGGAGGUGAAACUGGGCAAGAGGCCCCAACCUGUGAAAAGUGAGCUAGAUGAGGAGGAGGAGCGGAGGAAAAGGCGCCGGGAGAAGAACAAAGUGGCGGCGGCCCGAUGCCGGAACAAGAAGAAGGAACGGACGGAGUUUCUGCAGCGGGAAUCUGAGCGGCUGGAACUCAUGAACGCAGAGCUGAAGACCCAGAUCGAGGAGCUGAAGCAGGAGCGGCAGCAGCUCAUCCUGAUGCUGAACCGCCAUCGCCCCACCUGUAUCGUCCGGACAGACAGCGUCAAGACCCCCGAGUCAGAAGGCAACCCGCUGCUGGAGCAGCUGGAGAAGAAGUGACCAUGGCUGGGCAGAGGAGGAGGAGGAAGAGGAGGACUUGGGGAGAGGGAGGAAGAGGAGGGGUCCCAGAGGGCCCCUCCUGGCUGCAUAUAAAACUUUGUAAUGAGGCUCAGUACAGCCAGUACCGGCCGGGCUCUUUUGUGACACUCAGAUCAGCCACACGAGGGGAAGAGCCGGCUGAUGAACCCCGGAAGGACCCAGCGCUGAGACCAAAGUAGACCCGCGGGUGGGGCUGGCCUGCCUGGGGCCCGGAUUGCAGGAGGCAGGGCAUAGACCCCCCCCCGCCAGAGAGAUGCCCAACCAUUCAGCCUCUGGCACUUCUCUGGCCUCUCUGCCAGGGUGCCCACCCGAGGGACCUCUGAGCAGCCAGGAAAAGCCAUGAGUUGCAACCAAAUGCCGCUGAGGAUGGAACUCAGAAUGAAACUGCCAUCAGCCUGCCCCCAGCCCUGACCCUGGGGGGCUGGAGAGGGGCGUGAGGGGGCCCUGCCAUACCCGCCCACCUCGGUCCAGCGCGGCCCUGCCGGAGCGGCAGCCGGGGCGCACCCUCGCCGGCCCUGCUGGAGUUUGCUGUGGGCACGAGGCGCAGGCGCCCUUCCAAAGCACAUACUCACUGAAUGUUUACAGACUGGCUGUCCUGGCAGGGCUUUCAACUGCACAUGUUUUUUAUACUUUUUUUUUUUUAAUAUUUUUUACAAAAAAAAGAUUUUAUACAAGCAAUAUAUAUGUGGAUUUCUAUAAUCACUUGAUGUGAUACAGUAUAAAUAUGCUAUGGUUUGUUUGUUACGAA